Entelurus aequoreus (snake pipefish) is the source of this 4862-nucleotide messenger RNA. RefSeq names its product protein Smaug homolog 2. NCBI's taxonomy places the organism in Eukaryota, Metazoa, Chordata, Actinopteri, Syngnathiformes, Syngnathidae. The transcript is spliced from 13 exons. Bases 619 to 2664 code for a protein of 681 amino acids. Gene Ontology annotation, molecular function: translation repressor activity; mRNA binding; protein binding. Gene Ontology annotation, cellular component: P-body. The record is from RefSeq and is a predicted model, not a curated record. Gene Ontology annotation, biological process: negative regulation of translation; regulation of mRNA stability; nuclear-transcribed mRNA poly(A) tail shortening.
AUACGGCAACUCCAAAAAACCCCCAAGUACAUUUCUACAAGGCGUACACUCCUGUAUUCUAAUAAACAUUUUUUUUCUUUCCAUGCAUUAUUUCACUUUGAGUAACCGGGCCGCCGCUGCCAAGGGAAUACAUUUCCAUGGACACCACGUAUCGGAUCGAAAUCGACGCCUUUCUCAGCUAAGGCAACAUUCUUGCAUCUGUUAGCAAAAAAAAAAAAAAAAAAAAAAAAAACUUGCUAGCUAAAGGAGGCUAGCGUCGAGCGUUAGCAUGUUAGCCUAGCGUGCUAACCAGUGGCAACUGACUAAAAGGUAACCAUGCAGGAAUGAAAAGUGUCCGACCGCUGUGACCCUGCUAUCGUUUCGGACCCCAUCACUUUUGGCAUCCUCCAAAUAGCCUGCAAGGUGACCUGUCAGGAUUUUCUGUCAGGUUCUAUGGAAACCUGAACCAUGUGAGGGUCGCUGAGUCGUGUCCGCGGGAAUCCCAAGACUGUUGCAGAAACGACCCCGCUGUGCGGGGUUAAAGACUGACCCUGUCUUGUCCCUAAAAAAGUGUGCCUCCGUGGCCCCUUAUCCCCAGCCACACAUUCCUGUUCUCCUUUUCCUAAAAGGAGGCACGCCAUGAUGUUCCGAGACCAGGUGGGUGUCCUCACAGACUGGUUUAAGGACUGGAAUGAGUGCGAACAGACGGUGGCACUGUUGUCCCUCCUGAAGAGAGUGUCGCGCACCCAGGCGCGCUUCUUACACAUAUGCCUUGAACACUGGCUGGCAGACUGCACAGAGAUCCACAUCCUGGAAGCUGAGGCCAACAAUGCAGCCAUUGUCAACCAGUGGCACCAGGAGCCGAAGGAAAAAGUGGUGUCUCUGCUCCUCUCCCAUCUGCCUUUGCUGCAGCCGCGCAACAGCGAGGCCAAAUGUGAGUACAUGAAGCUGCUGCAGGAGGUGUUGAGUCACACCAUUGAGAGUAGCUCGUUUGUGGAGGAGAGCAGACAGCUACUCUCCUACGCGCUCAUCCACCCCGCCACCACGCUGGAAGACCGCACGUCUUUAGCCAUGUGGCUAAACCACCUAGAGGAGCACCUAUCCAGUGGGUACAUGCCCUCAACGCGGGCGCCCCCCAGCCCCUACCACCCACGCAAAGGCUCGGAUGAGUGGCCCAACUCUGCCGAGGCCUUGGAGCCCGGGCACCCCUGGCACGACAAGUCUCCCUCAUCCAGCACGUCUCCUGCAGGCCAGAACGGGCACAUGGCUUUUCCGGGCGGCUUGUCCUCUCCUGUCAACAGCAAUAACACAGACCUCUCCACAUUCCCAGGUCUUGGUGGGCAGAUGCAGCCCAGCCCUCUGAAGAAGUCCAUGGCCCUCAUCCCUUCCAGUCCCCAGGCUUGUGGCUCCGAGUGGGGCAGCCAGGAUGACACCGGGAGCCGGCAAAGCUUCCUCCCAUCAGAUCACGCGCCCUUGUCCCCUCAGAGCAGUGUGGCCUCCUCGGGCAGCGAGCAGACUGAAGAGCAGAGCUCCGCACGCAACACCUUCCAGGAGGAGGGCAGUGGCAUGAAAGACGUUCCUGCGUGGUUGAAAAGUCUUCGUCUUCACAAAUAUGCAUCGCUUUUCUCCCAAAUGGCUUAUGACGAGAUGAUGAUUCUUACAGAGCAUCACCUGGAAUCACAGAACGUCACUAAGGGAGCACGCCAUAAAAUUGCCUUGAGCAUCCAAAAACUGCGUGAGAGGCAGAGUGUGCUCAAGUCUCUGGAAAAGGACAUUUUGGAAGGAGGAAACCUGCGUAAUGCCCUGCAGGAGUUGCAGCAAAUCAUCAUCACACCCAUCAAAGCGUAUAGCACACAGAGCGCAACACAGACCCCCCAGGACCCGCUCAGUUCUCCUUCAGAAGCCACAAAGUCGGCGGCGGAUAAAGAAGCGGCUCCGGAGGGCUUCCAUUCCCAAAACACGCCUCCCUGUGAUGGAGACUCAUCGGCAACACCCAUCCCAGAUGGCGACAUUGCCGGACAGUUCACCCGGGUCAUGGGCAAGGUGUGCACGCAGCUGCUCGUGUCCCGGCCAGAUGAGGAGAAUAUCAGCUGUUACCUCCAGCUCAUUGAGAAGUGUCUAACACACGAGGCUUUCACAGAAACGCACAAGAAGCGUCUGGUAUCCUGGAAACAGCAGGUCCAUAAACUGCUCCGCCUAGUCCCCCGGAAAGCCAUGCUGGACAUGCCCGUGUACCGACAGAAAGGCUGGGCCUACGGUUCCAACUCCCUCCCCACAGCAGGCUCUGUGAGUGGAGGUGUGGGCAGACGGGGUCAGAGGCAGUUCCAGAUAACCCCUAGGGGACUUCAGGCUGGGCGUAUAGGACUGUUGAGUCCUGGUGGGAUUGGGGGCGCCUCUCCUCGCCACACACUCACUAACCCUUCGCUGGCAGGCCAGGGUCGACAAAGUCUGUGGUUUGCCAACCCAGGGGGCAGUAACAGCAUGCCAAGUCAAAGUCGAAGUUCUGUGCAACGGACCCACUCGCUUCCUGUCCACACCUCCCCGCAAACCAUGCUCAUGUUCCAGCAGCAAGAUUGCCAAGUUCCAGGAGCUGACCUGGAGAUCAACCCUACGCUGGAGUCGCUGUGCCUCAGUAUGACAGAGCACGCCUUAGGGGAUGGAACCGACCGGACAUCGACAAUAUGAAAGAGAGGAAAAAAAGAUACUUGAGGCCUGUUCAGUUCCUCAUCACCCAGCACAAAGAUUUACGUACGCUCAAGAAAACCAGGCAAAGCAGUCACUACAUAAUGACAAAAAAACUGUGUAUAUGUUCUAAUAUUUUUGUACUUUAUUAUAUACAACUAAGUUUAUUAAAAGAAAAUAGAAUACAGAUAAUUAUUAUAUUGCAGGGCGGUGAGGAAGGCUAACAGCCGUGUCACUUGCAGGACUGUGACACGGCACAACUUGAGAGAAAAGGAUCGGUGCUGUCUUAAAACGGCCCCCUCCCGAGUUUUUCUUCUUUUCCCUUAUUCCCGAAACAGAGCGACAAACACGGCCUCUCCCCUACACCGCUUUGUGUGUAGAUCAUGCAAAAUCCCAGCCCGAUGUAAGGCACUUUUAUACAACUAACGUCGGCACUAGACUGUAAUUGGCAAAAAAAAAACAACACACUUCCUGAAGGAGUACCGACAAGGUGUACUCUCUCCUCUCCGGUGUGGACGUUUUGUGGCAUCAAAACUGCAAACACGAGAAGAGGAGCACGUAACUUAGCAGGUGUUUUUUUUUUGGACGCCUGGGAGGAAGUCAUUCCUCUUCUUAACCUUUACAAAGCCAAAGAGAAGGUUUAUUUGGGAGGGAUACAUGAAUGCAACAGAAUGGUUUAACUUUAAAACAAAAAAAAAAGCAGUACGUCGGCUGCAAUUUGUCUCGUUGUUUUAACUCCCUACCGCGCAAACGAUGAUGGAUCUCGCGCCGUGCCGAGGAGGGUCGUGCUAUUAUCGCACAAGAGCUGAUUCGACUCUAAACUCGAUAACAUCCGGAGUGUUCAUACUUGAACAGGCGGCUCUUUUUUGUCGCGCCCUCGUCCUCAACGCGGCCGACGUGACGAUUUGAUGAAUCGUGCGUUCCAAGGUGCUCGAAGAUGUCCAUAUUUUUUUCCGUUCGUGUCUGUGUUUCAGUAAAAAAAAAAAAAAAAACCUCGACAUUAUCAAGUGGUAUCAGUGUUUAAAAAAUAAAAUAAAAUAAAUAACAAAAAAGCGGUCUUCUAACAACCUCUGUCUUGGAAUGUGGCAGAGUGGAGGUGCAUGUGCGUUGAAUGUGGUCGUUUUUGGGUCACUCGUUUGGUUUUUGGUUGCAUCAUGAGGCAGGAAGGAACCAUUGACAUUUUAUUUCAGCAGAUGCUCAUAUAGACACCUGUGUUUUUUAUUCUCCCUUGAUAUUGAUAACUUAUGCUUAUUUUCUAUAAUCGCAUGUUUUUGCCACACUAAAACAGCACUGUCGUCGAUAAGAGGACACGACGAGCGGAAAUCUCGCAACUAAAGUUGUGUUUAUAACGCCUGUUUACAUCUCUAAGAUAACGCCCGCUUCAUAUGUGAUGUCCAAAUUUGGUAGAAGAAGAAGAAAAAAAACGCUUUACCCCUUUUUCUAUGGACUCCGAAGUUGAAAUUGGUGACCAUCACGUCCCGACGAUAUGUCCAUGGGGUGCCUGAAACCGCACAUGUUCAUUUCCUUGAGUCAUGAUUUUUCUUCAGAGCAGGCUCUUAGGAUAGAUCUGACUUACUGAGGAAAAAAAAAACAGAAAAAGCAUCACACUCGUGCCCAGCAAGGACCUCAAAAGAGCUGACUCAGCGUGCGAUCCGCUCCGACUCGUGUUGCGUCUGGCUCAGACGGUCCUUUUCAUAGCCUAGUCCGUGCGAGCGCUGCACACGAGAGAGGUAGAGAAUAGUGCAUAGUAAAGACGCAGCAGGGUAUGACGAUGCUUCUCUGAGCCACAGUCAAAAAGAGUCAUCCAAACACUACACAACAACUGGCCAAGGAAUAUGUUUACUCCAUGUUUACAUUCCAGUGAUGCAUAAAAAAAGAAAACAGUGCAAGAGAGUGCACUUUUCUGCACAGUAAACAAACAUCCACUCGGAUGAACAGUGACAUUGAGAUCAUUGCUGUCCCUGCCAAGCUUUAUUAACGACUUAACAGCGACGCACUCGACAUUUGCUUUUGUCUUUAAACAGUUUAUAUUUCAUUCUGGUCAAUUUGCAGAUGUUUUCUAAUGUUUUAUGAAAUCUUGUGCAUCCCAUCGCUUACUUUUGAGUAAGUCAUAUUUGUGAAUGGUCUGAAGUGCAGCAUCUGUCGGAUCCUUUUGACAGUCCAAAUAAAGAGGUUCAGUUUGUUUGUUUUUUGCAACAGAA